AUUUCUUCGCCCUGGGACCAACGACGCCAGCAUAACAACAACAAGAGUUGCAUUCGUGACGGCCGCCAAGCCCCAGCACGGGCAUGAAUGAUUUUGCAUUUGGAAUAACAGCAACAGCAAUAUUAACAGCAGUGGCAACAGCAAUAGCAACAUUUACAGAGACAACUGCAAUGAUGAUAGACAUAACAGCGGCAACAGCAGCCGAUGGGUAUUGUUUUAGUUUGCGCGUCCGCCAGUUUGUCUGUCGUGUCUGAGGUUUGAGUGGCGACAUUGUCAUUGAUAGAAGACAAAUCGCUACAACGAACCGAUUGCAUUACGGUCACCGGCCACACAGCAAGCUCCAAACAACACUUCACCAGCAGCAGCAGCACGUUGACUGUCACCACCUCAACCUCCCCACCAUAGUUUAUACCAUACAUUCGCACAUCGUUACCACUAAUACUCGAGCAAUCGGAAACAACUCAAUUGGCAGUGGUUGGCAUCGCAGCGCCUUGAGUUGACGACUUGGCCACUGCACGCCGCAUUCGCAGUUUUGUGUUGUUCCGCUGCGGCCGGUCACUAUUCGCAUCCGCAUCCGCCUAACACGUUUUUCUAAUUUUGCGCUGACCAAGUUCAAGUCGAAAUUAUAGUCGUAGUCGUAGUUGUAGUCGUAGUCAAAGUCAAAAUCGAAUUCGGCAUUGAUGUUAAUGUUGAAGUUCACUUCGCUACUUAUCUAACAUUCGGGCUUGUGACUUAGCGUACGCAUCCUUUAAAGCUUGCUGCUUCGGGCGAUCUCCAAUUGGUAUCUGCUGCGUUCGUUGACAACAAAGAGUGGCACUUCUUUAGUGACUCACGUCUAGCAAUCUUUCAGACUUCACCGUCGGCAAACGGCUUUAAAGCUUUCAAAGCAUUCAACAAAUUAAAAAUAGAAAUACGAUAUAUACCUAAUAUAACGGUUUAGUGACUUAAAAGGUGAUUGCUUAAACACUAAGAUGGCUCGUCAAUUGAAAACAGUUCACUUUAUUGAUAUUGUGAUUAAGUCCAGCUGCUGAAAAUAGUGAUCUGUGGUGCAAAAGUUAUAAUUUACAAAAGCAAGUGUAAAAUAAAAUAAAAAAAUAAAAGUUUCAUAGUAGUAACUAUAAAUUAAAGCUUACGAAAUUGAUCAAAUAUUAAUGUACUUACUAAUCAAAAAACAAAAAAAAAAAAACUUACAUAUAAAUGUUAUAGCCGAUUUCAACGUCUCUAGAAAAUUUCACAAAAUAUAAAUAAGCUUAAUAAAAUACAUAAGAAAAAAAAAAAACUCAGUAAUAAACUAUAAAUUCCAGUCACAAAUUAAAAACACAUUUCAAAUUAUCGAUUAAUAAAAAUGUUCAACGGCUUUUCAUAUAAAUAUUAAAGUACCUUAGGUAAUCAAUUACUAACGACGGAUAAAAUUAGUGCCAUAACGACACAGCGUUGAUUGCAAAAGCACCGUGCGGAAAUAGUGUUUGAACCCAAACAAAUCAGUGGAGCAUUCAAAGUGCAUACAUCUUAAAUUACCGUCGUAAAUGGAAAAGUUGCUUUUUGAAAUUCAAAUAGACCAAAUAAUAUUUGCAUAAACAAAAGUGUAUUUUCCACGAAUAGUUCCAAAAGUUCGCGCACAAAGAUAUUCAACCAACAUUAAAAAACAAAAGAAAAAUAAGUCGCUUCUAGCAGCAGAAUCUAAGUGAAUAAUCCAAUAAUUCUCUGCAAAAAUUUGUAUGUAAGCCGAUUCCUGCAGUGAGUUAGGGAAUUUCUAAAUAUAAAAGAUUUUGGGCAGUGAUUUUGCGCUUAAAUACAAAAAAUUAAUCGAUUUUCCUACUUAUCUGAAAAAAAAAAUUAGAAAAUUUGCAUAGCAAAAUUGCUAAAACAACAAACACAAAAACUUUUUAACAAAAUUUGCUCUUCAAUUUGACACCGAAUAUUGCAUUCAAAGCAAUUUCUAAACACAAUAUUAUAGUUACGGACCUAGCAAAUAAAGAAACUCCGUACGCUGGAGCCUUAAAAACAAUGCCAAGAACUCUUUAAAGGCAAAUCUUUUCGUAUUUCGAUUGAAAUCUUACACCUAAAGUCGCAAGAGUUCUAUAUCAUCUAUAUAAAAAUUUGAAGUGCGCAUCGGAGCAUCGCCAUUUCUGUUUACAUUUGGCCGUCGUUACCGCAAGCGCGCGCCAUUAACGCAAGCACAGUGAGUCAGGACUUUAGCUGUUCUUUAAUGGUUUCUGAGGAUAAUUGGAAUAGCGACACAAUGUCCGAUUCGGACAUGCUCGAUUCAAAGGCAGACGUUUGUGGUGGCGCCUCCAGCAGCAGCGGCAGUUCGAUCUCGCCCCGAACCCCUCCUAAUUGUGCCAGAUGCCGUAAUCAUGGACUAAAAAUCACAUUGAAAGGACACAAACGCUAUUGUAAGUUCCGGUUUUGCACUUGCGAAAAAUGUCGCCUAACCGCCGAUCGGCAACGCGUUAUGGCGCUACAGACAGCAUUGCGACGCGCCCAAGCCCAGGAUGAGCAACGCGUUUUGCAGAUGCACGAGGUGCCGCCAGUCGUUCAUGCGCCCACAGCUCUGCUCAAUCAUCAUCAUUUACAUCAUCAUCAUCACUUGAACCAGAAUCAUCAUGCGACUGCUGCGGCUGCCGCUGCUGCCGCUGCAGCACAUCAUCAUAUUUCGACAGCAAUCCGAUCUCCGCCACAGACCGAACAUGGCAGCGGAGGUGGUGGUGGCGGUAUGGUAGGUGGCACAGUACCGACCAUCACCUCUGUACCUGUCUCAGCUCCACCACCGGAACAUCAUAUGACAACAGUACCCACACCGGCACAAUCGCUAGAAGGCUCUAGUGACACAUCGUCACCAUCACCAUCCUCCACUUCGGGUGCUGUAUUGCCCAUUUCGGUAGUUGGCCGAAAGCCACCACUCCAUCCCAACGGUGUCAAUAUUCCUUUAGGUAAGUGGCAUUCAACCAUUAUUGCUAAAUUGUAAAAUAAUAAACUUUCGUGAGUAUAAUCGGAUUAGAGCCAAGGUUGCGAAAGGCUCGCCAGUUAUGCCGUAUCGCUACUUCGAUAGUUUAAAAUCAAUCACAGUUGAGCGAUUUGAAACACAAUGAUACAAUUUUAUUUAGUAAUUAAAGAGACAUUAUCUAGCGCGCUUUUAACUUGGACGUGAAUUGAAGCUCCCAAGCUUAGUCUCCGACUAUCUGGCUUUUCGCCAUCUGCAUAGUCCACGUGGUUUUUCAUUUGGACAUUCCUCGCUUUCCAUCAAGCGAUUUCUUCUAUUUACAUUUAGUUCCAAUACCUAAUUAUUUGAGCGCUAAAACCGUGGCCCCGGGCCAUCGCUAAUUGGCGUUAAUCGGUUCGCAUUGCGCAAGGAUAGAAAAUGGAAAAGGAAAAAACAAAAAAAAAAAAUCCUGAAUAUUCCUUUAGGUCUCUUCUAUUCGCCACUUUGCUGAUCGCUCACUUGUCGAAAAAUUUGCAAAGUUAUCGAGCAAGAUUCGUCGCUGGCGAGUAGGGUUAUAUCUCAUUCAACUGGUAUAACUCACAAUUUUAUAAACAAAUGUAAUUU
Anastrepha ludens (Mexican fruit fly) is the source of this 3547-nucleotide messenger RNA. RefSeq names its product protein doublesex-like. The record is from RefSeq and is a predicted model, not a curated record. Gene Ontology annotation, molecular function: DNA-binding transcription factor activity, RNA polymerase II-specific; RNA polymerase II cis-regulatory region sequence-specific DNA binding. The coding region runs from base 2210 to 2968 and encodes 252 amino acids. Gene Ontology annotation, cellular component: nucleus. The transcript has 2 exons. Lineage: Eukaryota; Metazoa; Arthropoda; Insecta; Diptera; Tephritidae. Gene Ontology annotation, biological process: regulation of transcription by RNA polymerase II; sex differentiation.